AUGCUGUCCUUUCAAUUGUCCUCGCUUGUUGGAUUUGCGUUGUUGUCUGCCUCGCUCACCUUUGCACAGGCACCGCUGCCUGAAGUCAACCUAGGCUACGAGAUCCAUCAAGCGAUCAGCUUCAACCAAACCGGACAAACCUACAAUUUUUCAAACAUCAGGUUCGCUCAACCUCCGCUUGGUCAGCUUCGUUUUGCUGCGCCAGUACCACCGACUGGGACGGAUCCCGUGGUUCAAAAUGGCAGCGUGGGUAAAGUCUGCCCUUCCGCUAUUCCAAAUUGGUCUCCUACCGCAAAUCAGGUCGAGAUAGACAUCAUAGCAGGAAAUGUGUCAGUUUUCAACUACAGUGCGGCCAACGAGCAAUUGCAGAUGGUCUUACAGAAUUCACCUCCCGCGCCGCAGACGGAUGGACGAGCAACGGAGGACUGUCUGUUUUUGGACGUGAUCGUCCCCAAAGCAGUAUUUGACAAAGGAAAGAGCCGUUUAAUGAGACGCCAGCAAGGUGGUGCGCCUGUUAUCGUGUGGAUCUAUGGUGGCGGCUACACCCUUGGUUCAAAGGGUCAAUGGGGUAACCCUUCGGGCCUGAUCAAAGCCAGCCAAAAAGGGGGCGGCGACGGCAUUAUCUACGUCACGUUUAACUAUCGCCUCGGAGCUUUGGGCUGGCUUGCAGGUCCGACUUUUCAAGCAUCCGGAGGAACCGCGAACGCUGGACUUUACGACCAACGACUAGCACUAGAGUGGGUUUCCAAAUAUAUCCAUCUCUUUGGUGGUGAUCCUAAUCAGAUCACUAUACUUGGGGAAUCCGCUGGCGGUGGUUCCGCUGUGCAUCAAAUCACGGCUUUUGGGGGGCAGAAUGGCGUGUCCUUCCAGAAGGCCAUCGCCCAGUCUCCAGGAUAUGACCCGGUCCGGUCUAGCUUCGCUAUGGAAAACAUCACAAACACGUUUCUCUCGGUCUUGAACGUAAGCGGGCUGGCAGAAGCUCGCCAGAAGUCAUCGGAUGAAGUGAUCUUAGCAAACACCAUUCAAGUUGGCAAUUCCUACUAUGGCACUUUCACCUAUGGACCUAUGGUCGAUGGGAUAUUCGUGCCAGACUUACCAGGGGUACUCCUAAGUACCGGACGCUUCGCAAAGAAUGUCUCGGUUAUGGUUGGACAUAAUAUCGCGGAAGCGCCAGGAUUCACGCCUCCUUAUCUCAAAACCGAAUCCGACUUCCAGACUUGGUUGACAGUGAUGUUUCCAGGUAUCACCCAGACCGCCAUCAACCAUGUCCUAAAUACUCUGUAUCCUGCAGUGUAUGAUGGAAGCCAGCCUUACACCUCCGCUUUGGAGCGAGCCUUUCUGAUGGUCCAAGAGGUUAUCUUUGCGUGCAAUACCGACUACGUCAACAAAGCCUUCGGCAAUCAGACAUUCGCAUACGAAUUUCAAGUAGCACCAGGUUUCCAUGGGCAGGACCUUGCUUACACCUACUACAAUGGUCAAGGCUCAAGCGCCUCUCUUAUUGCUCCGCUUGCCGAGGAGUUACAAGGUUACCUGGUCAAUUUCGCUAAGACAGGGAACCCAAAUGGGCCGGGGCUGCCAUACUUUCCAAUAUACGGGUCAAAUUCAAGCAUCAACGCUCUCAAUGCCACCUACAUCAGGCCACAGCGGGAUGAUGCGGCCAACGAAAGGUGUGCCUGGUGGGGGAAAGGACUGUUUGCUUGA
Messenger RNA from Exophiala xenobiotica, 1701 nucleotides. RefSeq lists its product as uncharacterized. The transcript has 3 exons. Lineage: Eukaryota; Fungi; Ascomycota; Eurotiomycetes; Chaetothyriales; Herpotrichiellaceae. The coding region runs from base 1 to 1701 and encodes 566 amino acids. The record is from RefSeq and is a predicted model, not a curated record.